AUGUCACCUACACAGGCCGAUGCUCCUUCCAGCAACACUGGUGAUGUGUCACCAGGCGGAAGUGGGAAUCCCGCGACCAACCCCAAGAUGAGGAAGAGGACCAAGACCGGUUGUCUAACCUGUCGAAAGCGACGCAUAAAGUGCGGAGAAGAGAGACCUACUUGUGCCAACUGCAUCAAGUCCAAACGUCAGUGCGAGGGGUACAACCAACGAGUUGUCUUCAAGCCUCCGAUUGGGGACUGGCCAAAUCAUCCAGGUGUGGUGAGCACACUGCAAUAUCACAACUCCAUGCUCCCGGGUUCGAGAGCAUCAUUUCGGGGCCAGCAACCCACCGCACACUCACAAGAUUCUGUAUUGUCGACUAUACAGCCACGACCGACACAAUACGACUUCUCAAACAUCGAAACUCAAGUUCCGGGACUUCAGCAGAUAGAUACGCAGACAGUGCUUGUGGGCGGGCCUCAGCCUUAUCCACAAGAUGCGAACUAUCAGCAACCACUCCAGUCUCCUCAUCAUCAGCAGGGACUUCACUCACCCCAUCACCAGCUUCCCACUCCUACGAGCGCUUCCUACUUUUCGUCACAGACGUCUCCCGUGCAUCCCAACAUGCCAGGGCAGUACGCUCAAGAGGGAGGCGCGGGCUUCGUGCCACCUUAUUCACAAGUCGACACAUCACCCAUUACAUCGUCAGAUCAGGGUGUGUAUCAACAGCCUCCAUCGUCGGCAGGUCUCUCGCAACCACAUCCCUACUACACCACUCACUCCGCCACUCCCUCACCGACAGGAGGAUACACGCAGUUCUCCGAUCCUCGGUCGAGUCUGAGUCAUAUCGACGAGCAAUCUUCAUAUCAGCAGCAACAGCCACCGCUGCAGAGUCCUAUCUAUUUCAGUCUAGGAGGCUCGUAUGCCCCGUCGCCGGCUUUGGCACAUGCAGUUUCGCAAUCUUCUUUCCAACCUGUUCAGAUACCCCAUCAUGAUGUUCAUUUUGAUGUAAAGUAUAUGCCUCAUAGCGCUCCAGUCCUUGGUAUGUCCCGACAUGAUGUCGCAUCUUCAGGGAUUGAACCUGCAAUGCUACUUUCGGGAUUCGGCGGCGACGAUCACGUCAGUCCGACCCAGGUCCUCUACGAAGCGGCCGUCGAGAACGAAGACGACGACUACUACGACGUACAGUCCGACGAAGAGAUGCUCGACAGGGAAGACAAGAGCGACGACGCCGUGAUGCUGAGUCAAGACUUCAGUCUCAUCCACCGCAUCCAGGGCGAGAGCACGAGCGACCUCACCGUCCGAAGCUACAACGCCUUCAUCUACGAAGGCAUCCUCACUACCUACCGAGCCGAAUACGUGGCAAACCCUCUCAAGAACCCAAAGACGGCGAGAGUGUUCGCCCACUUCAUUCACGUAACGGGACCGAGUUUGUCGAUCUACGAGCGAAACCCGCGGAAUCCCACGUCCAUCUUCGAAGGGCCUGUACCGCCAUCACAGCAGAGUCUUUGGACUUACACCCUACCGCUGAAGGCACUGAACAACCAGGGGCUACUCCAUGCCAUGCUCGCACUGGCAAGUCUGCACAUCGCGAAGCUUCAACGAGCUUCCGUGACGCCGUCAUACAAACACUACGCCUAUGCCUUGAAGCGACUGGGGAGAUCCCUCGGCAAUCCGAGAAGACGUCUUACGAUCCCUACAUUGGCUACAUCUAUGCUGUUGGCAUUCUACGAGGUCAUGACGGCCGAGCACGUGAAGUGGUCGACGCAUCUCGUCGGCGCCGCACAACUGAUCUCCGAACUUGACUUCCGUUCCCUUACCCGGGAGGCACGUCGCAUUCGAGCUGCACAGUUGGCCGAGGAGAGGCAGUUUCCGAACCAGAACCCGAAUAUGCUGAUUGACCAGCGGCAGUUCGAGCAGAAGCUACUCCAGGAGAGCACUAUGAUACCGGAUGCCGGGCUCGUCAGUACGAUUGUCGGGAAGGAGGUCAACUAUGACGAUUUCGGACGGGUAUUCGAAGAAGAUGCUGGUGUGGGAUAUGAUGGUACCAGGAGUCCUCCAUCCAGGCCUGAUCUUCGUAGUUACGAGACGAUGCAAGAUCUGUAUUGGUGGUAUGCCAGGCAUGAUAUGUUCCAAAGUAUCGUGAGCGGAAAUCCUUUGAUCAUGGAUUACCGCAAAUGGUCCGACUGUCCUCCACGAGCUCCUCUCGGUCGAGCUGAUGCACUCUACGGAUCCCACGACCACAUCAUCCUGCUCAUAGGCCGCAUCGCAGAUUUCACAGUCCGCGACCGAGCACGGAAACUCGCACAACAGACGGCGAACGGCGGACACUGGAUUCCCACGCCCGGUAUGCCUGGCAUGGGCAAGCCUCCGGGACAAGCUCAAGGACCGGGAGGACCGCCUCCUACGCCCACGACGCCAAUGGGUCCUCCACCACAUAUGCAAGGAAUGGCUCCAUCUCCUCCAGGCGGUCCUGGAUUCUACGGUAUGGCACCGUCCCGGCCCAACACCUCACUGCCAACCACCUACGCCAACCCAGAGCAAGCCUCGAACAGCAGCUCACCACGAACCCCCAAGAGCCCGAGCUCCCAAUUGCCAGACCUCCCAGCGGCCAUGGAAUCCGCAAUGGCAGAAUGGAACAGCAUAGCACAAGCCCACAACACCAUCGCCAUGAUCCUCACCAAAACGCCCGCCUUCCAACCCCUCCCCUCGGACCCUCUCCCCCUACCCCCAGACCCGCAAGGCAAAAACCGCGCCCCCUUCGGCCCGCCCCUCAUCCACCGAAGCUACGACAUCUCGAUCCUGUGGUCCCUCAUCAACCUCUCCCAGAUCCUCCUGCUUCGUGCCCACCCCACAAUGCCACCCGCCGCCAUGGUCGCCGCCAACGUCUGCGCGCCCGCGACCCAACCCUACGCCAUCCUCAUCGGCCGCAUCGCGUCGGGGAUGCAGAUGCCGACGUUCCCCGAGGCGUCCGUCACCCCGGCAUUGGGUGCCGCGCUCAUCGAGAUCACGAUGAGUUUGUUCUUUGCGGGCGUCCAGUACACGGACGCGUCGCAGCGGGAGUGGCUGAUCACGAGGCUGGUUGACAUCGAUAGGAGGACUGGGUGGGCGAGUGCGGGCGUCGUGGCGAGGGCGAUCGAGACGAGUUGGGAGAAGACGGGGGAGAUGGGACGCGGGCCGGCGUAUCCGAAUAGGAUUACGAGGGCUUUUGGGAUGGAUGAGGAGGAUAGCGAUGAGGAUGGUGAUGGGGAGGGGGAGAAUGCGCCGAGUAUGGAUGGGAAUGUUGGGGGUGAGGAGAGGAGGUUCGUGGUUAGACAUAGGGGAGGGGGAUUGGUACCGUGGGCGAUGAAUGUUUUGGCGACGGAUGAGGAUUUGAGGGUCGGCAUUGAUAGGAUGGGGAUUGGAGGGGAGAUCAACGCCGCCGGGACGAGUAGAGAGGCUGGGGGUUCGUAG
This is a messenger RNA of Aaosphaeria arxii CBS 175.79, 3435 nucleotides long. RefSeq lists its product as uncharacterized. Gene Ontology annotation, cellular component: nucleus. The transcript is spliced from 5 exons. Gene Ontology annotation, molecular function: zinc ion binding; transcription cis-regulatory region binding; DNA-binding transcription factor activity, RNA polymerase II-specific. The coding region runs from base 1 to 3435 and encodes 1144 amino acids. The record is from RefSeq and is a predicted model, not a curated record. Gene Ontology annotation, biological process: positive regulation of transcription by RNA polymerase II. NCBI's taxonomy places the organism in Eukaryota, Fungi, Ascomycota, Dothideomycetes, Pleosporales.